UGGUUUUAUUAAAUACGCCGCACGAGAAGACUGCAAUUUCUUGUACUGUUUCACUCAUGAAGUUGCAAGCUUCGAAAUUGUCUUCCUUUAACUACGAUACACGGAUCGAAACCUGCACUGCAUGUUGCAUGCAGUCCGUAUACAUAGUGCAGAUGAUUGAGCCCACGUUUGCUGGAUUUCUGUUUGUGUGUUCCCUAAAACUUUUAUAUUUUAUUCUGCACUGAAUGAAAUGAGGUCGGUACAAGGUACCGUAUUGAAAAUGUUAAUUUUUCACGUAAAAGGACUUUCCACGAGAGUAUAAAGGAAUCAGUUCAAUGUAAUCCGGAAUAAUAAAUAUUUCGCCGAGAACGGACCGUUUUACGACACGACUACCUACUAAGUUGCAGAUGCAGGUGACAUAUUUUACAGCAUUGCAGUUAGCAAACAAGUUUCUUCACCAAAUGCAAUCAUUAUACAGAGUGGAAUUUUCAUAGUAGGUGGUUGGCAAAAUGAAAUCAACUUUUUAUCUAAGGUAAAACUUCCAGGCUCUGGAACAAAUGGAGGAGCCAAGGGAAAUCGAUAUAGACACGUUUCAGUGUCCCGAAGAGCUACUAGAGUCGAUUGAAGAUUUGCAAUAUAAAGUUGAAGAGCUGCAAGUUUAUUGCCAGGAAAGCGAGAAGAAAAAUGCUGAGCUACAGCAGCUGUUAAUUGAAAAAGAACAGGAUUGCAAGAAAAGACUGAAUGCGUCGUCUGAAGAACUGUCGAAGUUACGUGAAACGAAAGUUCGCAUUGUCAGAGAAAAUGUUAUGAAAGAAUGUGCUGUUACUCCAAGGUGGUUUAAUGCCUUAACGAAAUCCGUAGAGCAAGAGAAGAAGAUAACAGAACUUACCAAGCAGGUUGACGACCUCAACAUGCAAUUGAUGGAUAAGUCAAAGACCAUCUCGUCUCUUGAGUGGAAAGUGAAGGACUGCGAGGCUACUAUAGUUGUCCUUACUUCAGAUAGAAAUCGCCUUGCUCUUGAAAUCGAUGAUAUGGCAUUGCGUAUUGAAGAGUUUGAGUAUGCUGAGAAUUUUCGUAAGAAAGACUGUGAGAGAAGCCAGACGGAAACAGCCAGUUUCAACAGUUAUGAUGAAGAUGCAAUGAGUUUUAGUGAUAAACCAAGUGGAUUGCACAGCAGGACUUCGUUUCACAGUGAAGAAGGUCCAGAUAAUUUUGUUCCGCUGAAAAGAGCAGCGAAUUUUAGCAAUAUAAAUACUUUAGACGAAUUAGCAAAUUUUCAGGUAAAGCAGGAAGAUAUAAAAGAAGAUGUUGGGGAAUCUCUGUCAAAGACGCCUUCCGUCUCAACGAGUAAAGAAGAAAAUAAUAACAUUGUAGAUUCUUGUAGCGAGGGCUGUUCAAAAGAAACCGGAAAUGGUGAUAAUUGUGAAGUAGAAAGUAAUAGCAAUUGUGGCAGAGGUGAAAUGUCAACGGUCCCUGACGGUAAUUUGUCGGUAAGACUAAAAGAUGCCAGGUGGGAAAAAUUUGACCGAUCGGACAGUUCUGUUAAUCUUUCGAAACGUAGAGAGGUUGAACUUGAAAAAAAUCGAAUGCGAACAGAAAUGGAAAAAUCUAGUAUAUUUGAAAUGCAGAACUCACCUUUUACUGAAUUAUUAGAAUCAACACCAAUAACUGAAAGCGGUCAGAUAGAUGACGGAGAUAAAGAAGUAAAGCCACAUGGGACGAUUGAAGAGCUGGGAGCUUCUGGGGACCCAUGGGCAUCGCCCUCGGUUUCACCGGUUAUUGAGAAAAAGAACAAAAGUCUCUCGAGGAAUCUCUUUUGGGAGAAAAAUACUGACUGUACCAUUUAUCCAUUCUAUUUACCAGACGAAAGUGACGAGGAAGAAUCUCAAGAGACUAGUAACGCUGUUGAUCAUCUUGGAUUAGCAAGAGAACUAAGUGCGGGAAAGGACGAGGAAAUAUUUUCUAAAUUAGAACCAUUUAAGGACAAAAUCGACCUUGUAAGCCCAACAUCUUUACCAUCGAAUUUUUCGUUUGACGAGAAAAUGAUGUCCUUUGAUGAAGAUGACAUGAAACCGGCAAAAGUUUUUGUCAAGAAAGCAUCCAGGGAAAACCUGUGGGAUUUUGAACCCGACAGUAUUGUUGAUGUAAGCACGGGACAAACUAUUUAUGAGUCGAUGGCAACGGGAGAGGAUUCAGAUCAGAAGUCGAGAAGCAGUGACAAUAGCGAAGCAGGGGAUGCGACACAGAGGCCUGAAGUUUCGGAAACGAAGGAAGUGGACCCAUCACCAACUCGAGUACUAUCAAAGAACGAUUCAAGCGCAGGGACAUCUAGCAACAAAGAUACAAUUACUGAGAACGAAAGUACAGCAAAUGGUGACAUAACACAACAUGAGAAGCAGAUUAUCAAAAAAGGAUCGAAAAGGGAAAGAGAAGCAUUGCAGAGAUAUAUGCAAUGGAAGACGCAAGGAAAGCAGGGCAUGCCUCCUGCCAACUUCAAGAUAUCUUUGUAAGUAAUUUUUCGAUAUUUUUCCAUCCAUGCACCCUUUUAAAAUCUCAAGCAUUUUGCAGAUUUUAAAAAAGGCUACCAACUCCGUCGUUUGCCUACCUUAUAAUUUUUUUAAAAACAAAUUAUGAUCGAAUAGCGUUUUUAGAUAGAGAUUUU
Molecule: messenger RNA, 2641 nt
Organism: Rhopilema esculentum
Lineage: Eukaryota; Metazoa; Cnidaria; Scyphozoa; Rhizostomeae; Rhizostomatidae
Source: RefSeq, a predicted model, not a curated record